Haplochromis burtoni (Burton's mouthbrooder) is the source of this 4188-nucleotide messenger RNA. RefSeq names its product SLAIN motif-containing protein 1. The record is from RefSeq and is a predicted model, not a curated record. The transcript is spliced from 10 exons. Gene Ontology annotation, cellular component: microtubule plus-end. Gene Ontology annotation, biological process: microtubule nucleation; cytoplasmic microtubule organization; positive regulation of microtubule polymerization. Bases 1218 to 3119 code for a protein of 633 amino acids. NCBI's taxonomy places the organism in Eukaryota, Metazoa, Chordata, Actinopteri, Cichliformes, Cichlidae.
UUUUUUUUUUUUUUUCAAAUACCUUCUUAGGUAGUAGGGUAGGUACCUAUGUUCACCAUAGUGUGAGAUUAUUUUAUAGUAAAUGUUAAAGACUCGAGGCUAAUUUUUGUUUUUUUUGUAUUUUUUAAAGGCAGGAGUAACAAUUUUACGGCAAACUGUGCAGUUUUUGAAGCAAAACUAAGAAUUUUUUUUAGAUUGAAUCAAGUCAACUGUGGUGAUGUGUUUAAAAAAAGUUUUUAUAUAAACAAAUCUACUAAUCAAAUUAAUCAAAUAAAAUAUGCUACCAACAACCUGCAGUAGAACCAGAUAUGAUUUUAUUCCGCGUUUUACGUUUUAUUUUGUCAAAAUCUAUGGCCUACAUUACCCACAGUGCAACACUAACGCUCGGGCACUGCCUUCGUGGAUUCGGAGCAGCCGGGUGUUUUCGGGAGUGUAUGCUAAUAACGGUGAAAUACAAAUUAGCUUGGGGUGACUGUGGUGAUUUCUACUAAGUAACGUUUUUUUUAUUAAUAAAUAAAUUGACGAAUUCGAUAGUUUAUCAAUAAUUUAGUCUCUAGAGUGAAAAAACAUAUUGCUUUAUCGACAUAUUGCCGAUAAAGGUCAAAGGCAGAACCGGACGAACGUAGGCUUUUUUUCUGUUUUAUUUCUGUUAUUAAAUAAUAUAUAUUUAAUUUGAUAUAUCCCUCACUUCAACCACUAGAUGUCGCCAAAGUUUCACAAAUGCCUGCCAUGUGUGACCGUCUGUUGCUAAUUAUAACUUAAUCUCAUUAUAAAAUAACAUCAUUAAUUAGUUAAAAGCUUAUAAGUAAAUAUUAACUGAGGCAGUGUGUUUGCAUUGAGUGAAGCAGAAUAUAGAAAUGUGUUACAGCAUGAAAAAAUUAAAUGUCAUAUGUUUACGGUUAGGUGUGUUGGACAUUAGCCCACAUUUUAGACUGACAGGUGCACCAUCUACCUGUAAUCAGUGCCGGGAGAGGAACAGAGGGAGGGGUACGUGUGUAAAUGUGUCGGAGGGAGGGGGGGAGUUAUGUAGUCUCCCAUUGGGUGAACGUCCAGACAGGCGUACUAGACAGAUUACUACCGCUGCCGAAUACAGAAAGCAGUCUGAGGGCGCAGCAGCAGCAGCUUGGCCCUACCUGUCCUCCAUUUGUGGUUUAAGGUGGAGGUAGAGGUGAAGGCGGCUGGUAUUGUGGUCUUUUCGUGUGCUUUUCUUUGCUCCAAUGGAGGCGGCCGUGCUGAACCCCGCGAUCAUGACGGAGGUGGACUGCAACAGCAACACCCUGAACGCCGAGCUGGAGGUGAAGAAGCUGCAGGAGCUGGUGCGCAAACUGGAGCGGCAGAACGAGCAGCUGCGCACCCGAGCCGGCGCCGGCGGAUACUGCCUCCCCAGCCCGCUGCCCACCCUGCUGUGCCACUCGUCCUUGGGCUCGUUCUCUGCCCCCGAGGAGCCUUUCGACUAUUUCCACCCGCACAGCGGCAGGGAUGGAGCGGCUGCUGCUGCGAGGGAGGAGGACGACGAGGAGGAGGAGGAUGCAUCCGAGCCGUCGGUUCUGGACGAGCUGGAGCUUCUGGAUUUGAAUUCCCUGAGCUGCUCAGAGGAGUCUGAUGAAACCUGGUUAUAUGUGUCAUCAAAGGACCACAGGUCGGAGACCACGAGCGACGCCCUCACACCGCUGCAGUGGUGCCGGCAGGCUCUGGACAGCCCCAAAUCGGAGGUGGAGGCCGCCAGAAGGUCGCUGUCCCUCCGGCUAGAGCAAGUCUCCAGGUGGCGUAGCUCCCUGUCCAGCCCCUCUCCUUCCUCCUCUCCCGGUCCUCCUCUGAGUCGAGUUGCUGGAGUGUCUCCCAUCAGUGCUUCCCCUCCAACCAAGCCCUGCUCCACUCCUCAGCCGUCUGAAAGACACGUUCCUUCCCUCUCCUCCCCGCUCCACCCUCUCCUCCAUCGGACUCUCAGUCCCAUUGGGAAGGAGUUCUCCCCCGUAGCUGAGAGGACUCCCACCUUCCUUCCUCACCCGCUCACCCGAAGUCGCAGCCUGCGGCGCUCCACCCUCAGCCCGCAGUCGUCCAUGGACAGCGACCUGGGAGCAUCUGAGGCAGAGGAUGACUCCAUUGCUCUGGGAUACAAGCUGCAGGACCUCACUGAUGUCCAGGUUAUGGCCCGGCUGCAGGAGGAGAGUCUAAGGCAGGACCUCGCCAGCACCUCAUCCGUCCUGGCCAACCGCCGCAGCCAGAGCUUGACCUUCCAGCUCAGCCAGCUCAGCGCCGGUCCCGACCUGGAGGAGGAAGACGAGGAGGACGACGAAGACUACGGUCUCCUGCCGCCACCACAGCCACGCCUCACCCGCCUGCCCCACUCCCACACUUUCUCCAGCAUCCGAGACUGGCGAAGAAGCACCAGUUCCCUGUGCACCCCUCCUUCCACCCCCUCCACCCCCCCGUACCCUUCCGCUGGGUUCGCCGUUCAACCUGUGCUCCAAGCCCAGUCUCAGGGUCUUGGGCUGGGGCUGGGGCUGGGAGUGGGCAGCACCUGCGCAGCCGAGCAACAGUGCUUCAGACCAGGUUCAGCCGAAUAUGAGAAUAAGCUGCGGAGGAGCAUGCCUAACCUCGUCAGAGCUCCCAGCAUGCCCAGUGUGCCCAUACCAGCCAAUCCCAGUGCUUCCCCUUCUUUGCUUCGUAACAGCCAGAGCUUUGAUUCGUCCAGCGGACUGGCUCGACUGCAGUCCUCCAUCCCCUCUCCAGGCCAACUCCAAAACAGAGUCCAGAGUGUCGGGAACUUCACCUCAUUGUCACGGCCACCUCUGAAGGCCACUGCCUACGUCAGUCCCACUAUCAAGGGCUCCGCCUCCAUGCCCACCUCCAUCAGUCUCCAGUCUCUUAAUCUGAACAGCAGUGGGGGGGGUGGGGCCAACAGCGGGAUCCCUUUGCUUAGUAAACCUGCAGGGACACCCACCACCUCAAACACUGCACGCAGCAGCCUGCCCCGCCCUGCCUCCUUUGUUGGUACCACAAGCUCCACCCCCCGCAGCAAGGUGGCCCAACCAGCACGAAGUUUACUGACUCCUCCAAAGAGCUUGUCCACCUUCAGUGCCCUCCGCGACAGCACCUGGCGAGACGGCUGCUACUGAUGGACGUGGCGUUUGCGGCGGCGCAGUAGUGGCAGCAACACCCCGCUGGUUGGGGCGACUCGCUGCACUUCAGCAUCAAGGGUUGUUUUUUUUUUUUUUUGUUUUGUUUUUGCCCGUGGAGAUGCUGAAAGGUUUCUGACCAAAAAAAGUGACUGUUGAUGACCUUAAAUCUGAGAUCCUGCAUAGAAAGGUCGGCCGAGGGUCUUUGUGAACCGAUCUCUCAGAGUCUAUGCAGAAUUUCUUCGGGGAAGUCGGGUUUUCUUAAUCUGCGUUUGCACGUCAGCCCUUGAAUUCACUGACUGCUUCACAAUCGACGAGUGUGGUCUGUGCCAAGGGGGCGCUGUUCCCUGCUGCUCUUGUGCAAUAAACCGCUGGCUGAUGGGUACCAGUAAUACUAACCCGCUGAAGAGGGCUGCCAGUUUGUUUGGGUUUUUUUUAAUGAGCCUCGUGAUGCUGUGUGUGUUUGUUUAUAUCACAUUUAUUUUGAAUAAAUAAAUAAUUUUGACUAAUCAGGAGAUUUUUCCCUGUGGCAACGAGCGCCCACAAUGCUGCUAAAGUUUAAUCAGUCCCUGUGCAUUUGGGUACAAUUACUCCAGUUUUUACAAUAAACGUAAUAAAUGACGUAUUCGUGUACAAAUCUAACUAUUAAGUGUGCAUACAUAUAUAUUAAUUGAUCCGAUAUUUGAUUUUAAACAUGACGCUUGACCAAAAUAUCUGAAUGUUUACACAAGUUUUGUGCAUAUUAACACUUUAAAACUGUCUGACCGAUAAGAGGAAACGGUUCUUGUUGCACUUUUGUAUAAAAUCUCUCAACUUUGUUUCUUUUUUGUUCUGUUUACUAACACUUGCACUUCUUUUUUUAAUAUAUCUGUAUUUGAUUUUAUGGAUUUAAAGUGAGUAAACGGCUGUUAGUAAAACGUUCUGGGGAUGUUUCACAGUUAACACGCAGCCUAAUGUAGCACCGUCUGUUUGUAAUAUUUGACCACGGCACAUUUCACAAAACCCUGACACUUUUGUUACUGUGAUAGACCGAAUGAGUGAGCAUUUUAAUAAAAUAUUCUAAAUUAAA